AUGAAGAAAUUGAGGUCAAGUGAUGAUCUCGACUCAUAUGGGGAGAAGGGCGUUAUUAAAGAUUGGGGAAGAAGGGAGGAGGAUCUGGGUUUCAACCGAUCAUCUUCAUCACACAGGAGCUCUUAUUACAAGUCUUCUGAGAGUGGGAGAAAGGGUUUGUCUUCAUCAUCUUCUAGGUAUGAUCGGUUAGAAGAUGAUCGGGACAGUUCAAGAUCGGUUAGAAAGUGGUCAAAUUAUGACAUGGAUGGUUAUGAUAGAAGGAAGAGCUAUGAUCGGCAUAGAGAGGGGAAUGAGAGAGGGAUUUUGAGUUCUUCGCCUCGCGUUGGGUAUGGCAUGGAUCGGAUUCAUCGAUCUGAGAGCUUUUCAGGACCUCGGAGGGAGUUUCCAAAAGGGUUUAGGUCAGAGAGUAAAAGGUCAAGGAGGGAGGGGAGUGUUUCAUCAUGGCGAAAGUUUAGUGGGGAGAAAGAUGGAGAUGAUGGAAACAGAGGUAGUGGUAGUGAGUUAGCUAGAGGAAAUAGAGUGGAGUUGGAGGAUUUUGGUAAGGUGAAAUCCCCCAAGGGACCGAGAGAUGUAAAGUCUCCUGCUUGGUCGAAGGAUUCUGUCAGUGAUCAGUCAAAGAGUUUUGAAGUAAAAAGAAGUGAGUGUUUGCCCGUGGAUAGUGGCGCCCCUAGCAGUGAAAGGGAAGAGGGGGAGCUGGAACUAGACCCUGAACCCGUGCUUUUUCCUAAGCAAGCUGCUGGCAAAUUGAAAUCCUCUCAGAUGGAGCUCCUUCAUGAACAUUACAAUCAGAAUAAAGUUUUGCAGCAAAAAGAAAAUUCCUCACCUUUAGAAAUGGAAGAUACGAGUAAAGUGGGUAGUCAUGAGGAGCCAGCAGAAGUUGAAACAUUGAAAGAUGUUCAAGACAUAACAAAUAUAGUUAACGAGUCGCCAGAUGGUAAGAAUAGUUCACUCCUGGGGAUAAGCGGAAGUGCAGACAAAAAUGAGGCCACAGGAGAUAAUAGUAGAGGUGAUGAUGAAGAGGAGUCUAGAAGAGGAAGCCAUGGUAAAGAGGAUGCAGACACUACAUUUGCUGAAAAGCCAAAAACUGUACAAAAGGAACAAGGGGAAGAUAAAGGUACUGAUCUUGAAGAUAAGGCUGCUAGUGCUGAUAUGUCAAAAUUAAGCAGGGCGUUUGCUGAAGAAAUUGAAGUGCCCUUGAAAGAGGAAACAGCCCAAAAUUUGAAGGAUAAGGGCAAAAAUAUUGCUGUCUCGCCCUCAAACAGCACCCACAUAUUGGAAACCGGUUUGGAGGUUGAAAACAAAUCAAGGGGCCUCAUAACAUUCAAAGACACUGGUUUUGAAGGACUGAGUACCAGAGGAUUUGAAUUUUUCUCCAAUGAUCCAGUUAAGAAGCAAGAGAAAGUCAAGCAAGCACCUCAGAACACGCAUAAAGAUGAAAAACUUGCUCUUGACCUUUCUCUUAGCUUGCCAAAUGUUUUAUUGCCUAUCGGUGCUCAAAAUAGAGGCCAGGAUCCUGGUUCUCCUAGUCAUGCAAGGAGUGCUCAAUCCUUUCCUAGCACAUUUCACACAAAUUCUGAUGGAUUUACUGCAUCAAUGUCUUUUUCGGGAUCUCAGCAGUUCACUCACAACCCUAGCUGUUCACUGACUUACGAUGCAUAUGAUUAUGAGAAAUCUGUUGGUAGUCGGCCCAUAUUCCAGGGAGUGGAUUGGAAAGCUCUGUCUUCAGAUGACCUUAAGAACAAAGAAAUUCCAAUCUAUGAAGGCACUUCUAUUGGAAAUAGCCUGCAUCAUCAGUCUCAAGCAUCUCAAGGAAAUUCAAGUGGACAACCUGUGUUACAACAUCUAAGAGUUGUAGAGGGAAGUUCAAAACCCAUUGGCCUAGAUAGUCAAUUCAGUGUUAAUAAACAUUUACGUGGAGCACAAUCUCAGCAACUAAAUGACAUUAGAUCUCCUUCACGGAGUAUUGGAUCUCAUGGAAGUAGACCUGGACAUAGCAAAGACAGGAGACCAGUGAUGAAAGAUACAGAUAAUGCUAGUUUACAUUGGAUCAGUAAUCCAGAGGGAAAAGAGCAAGCACUGGUGGUUGGAGCUGACUUUGCUGAGUCGAUAGUUACUAUGAUGGUCGCUGAGCCACUUCAUAUGAUGGCCCAGAAGUUUAACGAUAUGACCAAACAACACGUGACAUGUGUGAAGGAGUUUGUUCGUGAAAUCAUAUUAAAUCCAGGUAAGCAGUGGCAGUUGAGUGCUUUGCGGAAAGCACUGAGAAACAGACAAGAUAUUACCCUGGACAUGCUAGUGAAGUUGCCAGUUAGUCAAUUGGAGAUCUUGGUGGCUCUAAAAACCGGUCUGCAGGAAUUUCUUCAGCAAAAUUUCAAUGUAGAAUCUUCUGAUUUGGCAGAGAUAUUUCUAAAUUUAAGAUGUAGGAAUCUUACUUGCCGGAGUCUUGUGCCUGUGGAUGAAUGUGAUUGCAAAAUAUGCACACAAAAGAAUGGUUUUUGCAGAGAGUGCAUGUGCCUCGUGUGUUCAAAGUUUGACAUGGCAUCAAACACAUGCAGUUGGGUUGGAUGUGAUGUAUGUCUACAUUGGUGUCACGCCGAUUGUGGAUUACGGGAAUCCUAUAUUAGAAAUGGGCGUAGUGCAUCGGGUGCUCAAGGCACUACAGAAAUGCAAUUUCACUGUGUUGCCUGUGAUCAUCCUUCUGAGAUGUUUGGCUUUGUGAAGGAAGUUUUCCAGAACUAUGUCAAAGAAUGGACAGCAGAAACACUUUCCAGAGAACUUGAAUAUGUGAGAAGAAUAUUCUCUGCAAGUGAGGAUUCGAGAGGGAAGCAACUGCAUGAGAUUGCCAGUCAGAUGCUGUCUAAAUUGGCAAAUGGAGCCUACCUUCAAGAGGUGCGGAAUCAUAUUCUGGGUUUCCUUAAUGAAUCUGAUUUAUUCAAGCCUGGCUUCGUUUCCACUGAAUCCAGGAAAGAUUUGUCAACAAAAAAUAAAGAAGACAGUAAUGGUAUUGCCGGGGCUGGCCAAGGACUCACGUGGCUAAAAUCUGUUUCUUCAGAAAAGGCUCCUCGUUUGGAAAAAUCUGUUAGUUUACUUUCCAGUUUUGAUGGCAAUAGGGAUGAUAAAUACAAAAUGAACAUGGAUUUACGAACUGAGAAAGAAUCCAUUUAUGAUGAAUUGGAGAGCAUUGUGAGAAUUAAGCAGGCAGAAGCUAAGAUGUUUCAAGCACGUGCUGAUGAUGCAAGAAGAGAGGCUGAAGCUCUAAAGCGCAUUGCAGUAACAAAGAAUGGAAGGAUUGAAGAAGAAUAUACAACCCGAAUUGCAAAACUGCGAUUGACCGAGGCGGAUGAGAUGCAUAAACAGAAAUUGGAAGAGCUCCAGCGUCUUGAAAGAGCAUAUCAGGAAUACUUCAAUAUGAAAAUGAGGAUGGAAACGGAUAUCAAAGACCUUUUACUGAAAAUGGAAGCUACACGAAGGAAUCUCAAGAUGUGA
This is a messenger RNA of Fraxinus pennsylvanica, 3486 nucleotides long. The record is from the annotation of a GenBank genome assembly. Lineage: Eukaryota; Viridiplantae; Streptophyta; Magnoliopsida; Lamiales; Oleaceae.